GGAGCACCUUCAUCUGACGGUAUUUACCAAGCUCGUGUCCAGACUCGAGUCUCUUGGUCUUUUGCUUCCCUAUCCCUCUUUUCGACAGUCUCGCUCACCACCCGUAACCUUCACGGCGUGGUCUUGUCAAUAGAAGCGACCUUUCGCAAAACCGCUGCCUUGAUAGCCACCAUAUCAUCCGCAGACUGCGAGAAUCUCUCUACUCCCUCUAUCUCUUAUUCUUGAAAGAUAUCAAAAUUUCUUCAUUCUCAAUCUUCGAUCAAGACCCAAUUGCCAACUUAACAAUGGACAUGUCUACUCAAAUGCCUAUGGUUGGCUACUUCAUCUACCGCUCUGGUGAACAAGCCGACCCCACCGCUCUCGAGUUCUGCCCCCCUAAAGGCUCCGACGAACUCUUCUUCGCCUUGAAGACCGCCUACCCUCACGUCAAGACUCAUUCGGACCGCAUGAGAAACGCCGUUAUCGAAUUUCUCAAGCAAGAGCUCAAUGCGGAACAGACUCAACUGGAGACUCCCACCAUCCCUCUGGAAACCGACCUGUCUUUCGAUAUGUCUACCGAAUCUCCUUGGUGGCCCUCCAUGGACUCUACUGCCUCUACCCUAAGUAGCCCUGAUCUUUUCAACAUGGCCACUCCUGCAUCCAUGUCAUCCUCCCAAGCUCCCGCAAUGAGCCGUCAAAAUUCGUCAUCCCAGCCCAGCUCUUCCCAGAAAGCCAGACCUGCUCUCGAAGACAUGACCGGUGUCUUCAGUCUGUCAUCAACUUCUCAGCCCAAGACUCGUGUUCGCAGAAAGAUGACCGAAUCUGAGAAGCUCGAGUACCGUAAGCGUCGUAUCGUCAAAGCAUGCGACUCUUGCAGCAAGCGUAAGCGCAAGUGCUCUCACAACCAGCCAGAAAUGGAAAAGGUUCGCUCUUCCAAAGUCACCAAGUCUAAGGCACCAGCAUUCAACAUCAGCUUGGCUUGUGUUGAGCAGAUCGAGAAGGUUGUCUUCCAGCCUGCCGAGCCAUCAAUUGUUGACGAAGACCCCUUCAUGUUCCUCAACCAGAACAUGUUCAACGAGCUCCCUACUACCGAGCAAUUCUUCUUCGGCACUGCUACAAUUACUCAAGCUCCCGAGCAGACUGUUUGGCCUUGGAGCGAUACUCCUGACUGGACUCUUAUUGACACUCCUCUACUUGCUCAAGCAUCACCAUCCUCGCCAUCCUACCAUCAAACACUAUUCCCCGCAUCCUCAGGACUCCUUUCGCCACAGCCGACUCCACAACUAGCACUGAUACAUGAGCCGGCGGAACAAGCAAGGGCCUCAGGACUACCGACAACAACACAGACGCCCACUCACGCGUGGCACACAUUCGCAGACCUCUCAACUGCCGACGGAAUCGACGGCAAGGAGCAGACCGCGUCUAUGGGACUCUCGUCUCCAGGCGACAUGAUGUCGCCAACUCGACAGCGUAACCAGUACUCCACUAUGGCAACUCUUACCGGAACUCAACCUUCUUUCUCUCGUGGCUCGACAAGUGGAGCAUCAAGCAUGCCUAGUGGCAGCUUCGAGAUGUCGCCACAGGCGAUUCCACAGGCUAAUGGACUAAGCGAAACCGCUCUUCGUCCCGAUUCACAACAAGCCCAAGGCUCUGGCGGCAGCAUUGGUGGUAGUGGCCUAAUUAGUGGACUACAGCAAGUAUCUUCACGUGUAUCAAACAGCCGAUCCAGCGCAGGACUACGAAAUGUAGUGAUUGCAGGCGAUGCCUCGUCUCCCACAACCAACCACAUGGUUAUGGGAGACCGGCACAUCGGGAACUCAGGCAACACGAGCAGUACAGCUGCAUCUGCCGAAGCCGAACUUCAAAGCACGGCUAGACCACUUCUACCUGCUAGAUCGAUCGCAGGACUUUCAUCAAGCUCGUCCAGUGCAUCUGGCGGGUUAUUCGCCCUGGUUGGCGAAACAAGUAACCGUGGACUCAGCGAGACGCUGAAGAAACGAUCCGCUGCGUCUGGAAGCAUAUCCCACGAAGGCAUUGCUGCUAUUGGAGAAACACCAUCCGCAGCACGACCUGCUAGUCUGUCUGCAGACUCGACAAGCACAUCGUCAUCGAGUAGCACGCUUCGAACAGCACCUGCUAGUCCGCGACGACAAGCUCAGGCUGCUAGUCCAGACCUACAUGGCGGACUAUCUGCCACAGCCGCCACGCCAUCCAAGCCCUUCCACCAAGUCGCCCACGACGAGGACCCAGGGAACCGUGCCACGGUCAUGCAGACCGAGACCCGCCCCGAGGAGGGAAGCGAGGAGAGCUCGCCUACGCAAGGCGAGAAUGCUCGUACGCUACCCCUCAAGUCCGGCACUAGAAGGACGCAUGGCCGUUCCCGCGCUGUGGCCAGCAGCCCCAGCGACGCAGACACCACUGUCAAAGGCAUCUACACUGCACCGCAAAGUGCAACGACGCCUCAACAGCCUCUGCGUCACCGCAACAAGCGGUCGCCUGGAAACAGCCUUGCUCCUGCAACCUCUGCGAACCUUGAUCUCAAUGAUACAAGGGUUGCGGCUGCCAUAUUGGUGGCUCAGGUGUGCAUGACUUGGCGGACUAUGGCUGGUGCAUUCGUGCAAGCUGUUGCAACGACACAGAUGUCUUGUCGUGAUGGUGGAGAUUGCCAGUCUCUGCCUCUGCCUAGACAGGUGUUGGCUGCUUAGCACGACGAGGGUGAGCUCGAUAAACGAUUUUUGUUUUAUUUGAUAGCGUUUUUGUUUUCCUAUAUUUUGCACGAUGAAGAGGAAGAAGAUGCCGAGAUGAUGGAUCUCUGGGAUGAAAAGUAAUCUGGACGUUCUAUUUUUUAUCUCUUUCCCUUCUGUUUUUUCCCCCUAUCGCGUCAACAUACAUGAUCGCGUUUCUUUCCUUAUGCUGUGGACUUUGGAGUCCUUGCCAAUGCAAUCGAUUAAUUGAUUCACGUGAUCGUGAGCAGCAUCACUGAUCCCAUGUCUCGAGAAUAGAAAAAACAGUUCGAUAUUCGUUUGGGGUUUGACUAUGAACUAAUCUACCCGAGAGUUGCGCAUGCAACUCAAGAUUCAGUCGAGCAUAUCUAGUGAUACAUAGCUAUGGUGCCGGGCUG
Messenger RNA from Aureobasidium subglaciale EXF-2481, 3100 nucleotides. RefSeq lists its product as uncharacterized. The coding region runs from base 285 to 2684 and encodes 799 amino acids. The record is from RefSeq and is a predicted model, not a curated record. Lineage: Eukaryota; Fungi; Ascomycota; Dothideomycetes; Dothideales; Saccotheciaceae. Gene Ontology annotation, molecular function: DNA-binding transcription factor activity, RNA polymerase II-specific; zinc ion binding. Gene Ontology annotation, biological process: regulation of DNA-templated transcription. The transcript is spliced from 2 exons.